GCUGGAUGGAUGCUGAUUUCCUCUGUGCUGCUGAACGUCUGCGUUCUGCUGCAGCUUUGUGCUGCUCAAAAGAGCUGCAGGGGGAGAUGUGGAGAACCAUUCUCACGUGGGCAGAUUUGUACCUGCGAUGAUGACUGUCUCACUUACAAUGAAUGCUGCAAGGAUUACGAGGAAGUCUGUACCUCCCGUGGCUCAUGCAAGGGUCGAUGCCGAGAAGCUUUCAGGAGAGGGAGGGAGUGUGAGUGUGACCCUGACUGCACCCUCUACAACUCCUGCUGUCUGGACUACAGCACACACUGUGGUGUGUAUUUAUCUUGUCCCGAUGGCACUUUCAGAUCAGCAAUUCCUCUACACGCUCCUGAUGCUAGUGCAGAUGGAGGCAGUGUUGUGGAGCGAGUGCCACUUACUCAAGAUCUGGCAUCACCUCCUGCUACUGAUGCUAAUAUUUACCUCCCUCUUUUUGCAGGCCCAUCCCAUGCUGAAGCUUCCUCUCCUGCAGAACCCUUCACAGAUGGAAAUGGGAACAUCCAGGUUUCUGUGUCCUUCAGUGGUCCAGUGAGUGGAGACCCAAAUCAAACCUCUGAUGUAUCUGAGCCAUCUCCUGGAAGGCCAAGCACACUGGCAGACAUAGCUCAGGCAUUAGAGACUGCCAAUACAGCAGAACAGCCACAAGACCAAAUCUCUGGCCCUGACCUAUGCAGUGGCCUCCCGAUCAGCGGCGUGACCUCACCGUUCAACGGCUCCAUCAUUGUUUUCCAAGGUCAUUUCUUCUUUUUCCUGGACCCCAAGACCAGAGCAGCUGGUCCUGCUCAUAAUAUUACAGCAGAUCUGGGCAUUCCUUCUCCUAUCGACACGGCUUUUACUCGCUGCAACUGCGAGGGCAAGACCUACAUUAUCAAGGAUGAUAACUACUGGAGUUUUCAGAACGGUGUGAUGGAGUCUGGCUACCCCAGGUCUGUGUCUAAGGACUUUGGAGGGCUUUCUGGAAGUAUUGUUGCUGCUCUCCCCAUCCCUGCCACAAGGAACAGGCCUGAGACCAUUUAUUUCUUUAAGAAAGGCGGUACAGUGCGGAAACUAACCUACCCUGGUAGUGGCCCGACCUGCACUGGGAAGAAAGGAAAGAACCCUGCAUCUGCUAAGAAUCAUCAACCAGUCCGUCUAUCUGGAGAGAUCAACAUUGCACUUAAGUGGAAAGGAUUCCCCACUCCAGUGACCUCUGCUUUGUCCAUGCCCAACUCACGAAAAACUGAUGGGUUUGAACACUACGUCUUCUCCUGGCGUAAGUCUGCUUUUACCCACCCAGCAUUCCAAAGCUGGCUGUUCCAGGCUAAAUGUAAACCUUGCUAAGCAUGUUAAGUGACAACUUCUAACAUAGAAAAAAUAAACUCUGGAAAUUUGGACCCCCUGUACAUCGAAUUCUUAAAAUCAAUGUAGAAUAUUUGAAUGAAGAUGAAAACAUGUUCACACAAUGGUGUCCAAUUUGUGCUUUAGUUUGUUUUUAUACUCUUUUACCCCGUCCCCCUUUUCUAUAAAUAAUAAAGAAAAUGUUUCUUCUGUAGUUUUGA
Messenger RNA from Silurus meridionalis, 1565 nucleotides. RefSeq names its product proteoglycan 4a (gene prg4a). The transcript has 11 exons. NCBI's taxonomy places the organism in Eukaryota, Metazoa, Chordata, Actinopteri, Siluriformes, Siluridae. Gene Ontology annotation, molecular function: polysaccharide binding; scavenger receptor activity. Gene Ontology annotation, biological process: immune response. Bases 10 to 1347 code for a protein of 445 amino acids. The record is from RefSeq and is a predicted model, not a curated record.